AUGGAUGCACAGAAUGUGGAGCGCCGGAUUCCAGGUAGCUGGAAAGACAUUCUAUGGUCCUUGCCGGCCGCCGUCUCCCGAACAUCCGGGAGUCCUAUCUGCAGUGAACAAGACAUUUUAAGCAAUAGAAAAAGGAAGUUCCAGGCUGGGGAGAUCAUUGUUUCUGGUGGUUGCUGUGACCUAGGAUACCUGAUCACAACUGCCGGGAAGAUCUGGAGUAGAGAGAACCCAGAGAACACACUAGAGCUGGUAGCCUUAAGAACAGAAGAAAAUGACCAAGGCCCAGGUUUUGUUAUCCAGAAUAGAAGAUAUGCAGGAAAAGAUUCUGAUGAAUUCAGUGGAUGUGGGAAAUCAUGUCUCCAUAUCAAGCAUGAUAAAACUCUUACUGAAAUUAAAUACCAUGGAUGUGUUAAACCCAGUAGCACUAAAUCAUGGCUCACUGACCAUCAAAACACUUAUGCAGGAAAGAAACUGCAUGAAUGCAGUGAUUGUGGGAAGGCCUUCUGCAAGAAAGAACAGCUUAUUAGACAUCAGAGAACCGAAAGAAGAGAGAAGCCUCAUGGAUGCAAUGAAUGUGGGAAAACAUUCAUGAGGAAGAUUCAGCUCACUGAACAUCAGAGAACUCACACAGGAGAGAAACCCUAUGAAUGUAUGGACUGUGAAAAAGCCUUCUCCAGAAAGUCACAGUUCAUGGUACAUCAAAGAACUCAUACAGGAGAGAAACCCUAUAGAUGUAGUGAAUGUGGAAAAGCCUUCACCUGGAAAUGCCUGCUCAAUAGACACCAGAGAUCUCAUACUGGAGAGAAACUCUGUGGGUGCAGUGUGUGCGGGAAGGCCUUUUCUCAGAAGGCUUACCUCAUCGCACAUCAGAGACUUCACACAGGAGAGAAGCCUUAUGAAUGCAGUGAAUGUGGAAGAACCUUCUAUUUUAAGUCCGACCUUACCAAACAUCAGAGAAUUCAUACAGGAGAGAAACCUUAUGAAUGUAGUGAAUGUGAGAAAGCCUUUAGAAGCAAGUCAAAGCUCAUUCAGCAUCAGCGAACUCAUACUGGAGAGAGACCAUAUUCAUGCAGUGAAUGUGGCAAAGCCUUUGCCCAGAUGUCAGUCCUCAUUAAACAUAAGAAAACUCAUACAAGAGAAAAAGUUAUACAUUCACUGAAGGUGGAGAAACCUUCCUCAGGGUGUCAUACCUCUUUAUAUAUGAGCAAAGUCAUACAAGAACAAAACCUUGUAGACAGUCCUGCAGAAACGCCUUCCUUAGGGACCCCACCCUUAUUAAACAUCAGUGAGCUUCUACGGAGUAGAAAUGUAGUGAUUGUGGAACAAUCUUUUCCAAGAAGUCAAGCCUUAGUAGAUAAUCAGGAGUUUGAACAGGGACUAAGCCUUGCAAAUGAAGUGAAUGUGACACCUUCGGUAAUAAAUUAUGUCUUAUAUGUUGCAGAUACUAUGUAAGAGAAAAUUCUCUAAUACUAGAAAAGUGGCAAAGUCUUUAGCAAGAAUCAUCCAGUCAUUGUAUGUCAGCAUACAUGCCCAUUUAGAGCAGAAACGCUAUGGAUGUAGUGGGUAUGGAGGAUGAUUCUGUGUGAAAUUAGAUUUACUAAACAUGGGUAAAAUGAUAUUGGGUAGAAAAUGCAGCUAUUAUAGGUAAGCUUUUGCCUGGAAGUGAAUCUCAAUUGGUAUCAAGAAACUGUUACAGAAAUAUUUAGGAAAGAUUGUAAUGAUGUUUUUAGUGCUAAAUUUUACCUCACGGUGUGUCAGAAAUACAGAAAGACAACUAUAGACAGUGGAUACUAAAAACAUUUUUAGUAAAAUAUAGGAGAAUUUUCUUUUCUUUUUUUUUUUUUAAGACAGAGUCUCACUAUGUUGCCCACCAUAGAGUGUCGUGAUGUCACAGCUCAUAGCAACCUCAAACUCUUGGGCUUAAGCGAUUCUGUUGCCUCAGCCUCCCAAGUAGCUGGGACUACAGGCACCCACCAAAAUGGCCGGCUAUUUUUUUUUUUUUUUUUUUUUGGUCAUUGUCAUUAUUGUUUAGCAGCCCCAGGCUGGGUUCAAACUCACCAGCCCUGGUAUAUGUGGCCAGCACCAUAACCACAGAUCUACAGGUGCUGAGUCAAAAAUAUAGGUGAAUUUAUAGAAAAGAGAAACCCCUGAAAGUGAGAAAUGAUGGAAAUUAUCCAGACUCAUUCAUGUAUCACUCAUUUAUAAAUGCAAUAUUGAACACUACUAAUUUUAUUAUGUAAUGAAAACGUAUGAGCAUAAUGAAUGUGGAAGAAUAACAAUGUUAGUUUUUUAUGGCACCUCACCAAACUACCACAAAUUUGAUGGCUUAACACAAAAAUUAUCUUGCAGUUCUGGAGAUCUGACAUCCAAACUGCAUCUCACUGAGCUAAAUUAAGCUGUUGGCAGGGCUCUAUUUCUUUUUGGAGGGUGGAGGAGAGAAUCUGUUUCUUUGCCCUAUUGCUUCUAGAAGCUGCCCAAAUUCUGUGGUUUGCGGCCUCCCUCCAUCGUCAAAGCCGGAAAUGGCCAAUCAGCUCUUUCAUCCUCUAAUACUUUGUUCUUCUGCCUCCCUCUUCCAUGUUUAAGGACCCUUCUGAUUAUAUUGGGACCACCAGAUAAACCAGGAUUAUCUUCCUAUCUUAAAAACCAGAUAAACCAAGAUUAUCUCCCUAUCUUAAAAUCAUCUGAUUAGAAACCUUAGCUCAACCUGUUGCCUUAAUUCAUCUUUGCCACAUAAUUUGACACAUUCAUGGAUUCUGGGGAUUAGGAUAUGAACAUCUUUGGGAAGCCAUUCUGCCUUUCACAACAAUGCUAGAUAUCAGAAAAUUCACACUGAUAAAUUCCCACCUAGCCGUUAAGUAAAUUUGGUAAAGUAUAUUUAUCUAUGAUAAUUACAAUGCAAAUGUUUUAACAUUUUUUAUUUUAGAAUCUUAUGCUGUGAUUUUUAUAUGUGAA
Nycticebus coucang (slow loris) is the source of this 2952-nucleotide messenger RNA. It is a transcript of the gene ZNF577, whose product is annotated as zinc finger protein 577. The record is from RefSeq and is a predicted model, not a curated record. NCBI's taxonomy places the organism in Eukaryota, Metazoa, Chordata, Mammalia, Primates, Lorisidae. Gene Ontology annotation, biological process: negative regulation of transcription by RNA polymerase II; regulation of immune system process; regulation of cytokine production.